This is a messenger RNA of Aphanomyces astaci, 505 nucleotides long. RefSeq lists its product as hypothetical. NCBI's taxonomy places the organism in Eukaryota, Oomycota, Saprolegniomycetes, Saprolegniales, Verrucalvaceae. The record is from RefSeq and is a predicted model, not a curated record. The transcript has 2 exons. The coding region runs from base 28 to 402 and encodes 124 amino acids.
UGGCUCCCAGUGCUUUUCACAGUCAUAAUGGUCCGCGGACGAGUCGCCAACGCCGUGCGGCGAUUUGCCUCCCACAGCCAUGCUCAACCUCAUGCGAGCGAUGCUCAUGCGGCAGUCCACCAUCAAGCGGAGACGGCCAUGCUGACCAACAACGGCACCCAUGUGUGGACAACCAAGGGAUUUGAAUGGUCCACGUACAUGGGCAUCGUCGGCGGACCCCUCGUCCUCUGGCUCGGUCUAUCCAACGCCCCCGACACGGAUUUCGAAGAGUAUGGCCGCCGUGAAGCCGUCAAGCGCCUGCGCUCGGACGACGUCGUGUUGAUUUCCCGGCAAAACACGAUCAACGGCCCGUUUGUGUUUGUGAAAAACGAAAUUGGCGAACGUCCAGCUUUGGAUGAGUAAGCAAGAACGUUGAACGAUCCAAGUAGACGUUGGUUGGCAUCGCUGGUAUAUACUCCAUGUUAAUCGACCUUUUCUCGCAACAUAUAUGCGUGCCUAUCCUCAA